Molecule: messenger RNA, 2491 nt
Organism: Heterobilharzia americana
Lineage: Eukaryota; Metazoa; Platyhelminthes; Trematoda; Strigeidida; Schistosomatidae
Source: the annotation of a GenBank genome assembly
AUAUUUCAAAUUACUCUGUAAAAGUGAUCAAUUGAUAAACAAGAUAUAUUAUAGGUUAAGCAUCGUAAGAAAGGCAACACUUUAGAUGACAAUUAUCGUAAAGAAUAUUUCAUAAAAUCUAAUUAUAGAUAAGGCUUGGAAUAAUAUCAACGAUAAAAUAAUACAACACUAAAAAUGAUAAGUCCCAUGAGAGUAGUCUACUUCGUAACCACACUAACAUAUCUCUUAUUGGUUGGUGCCCAUUCUAAGAUACAAUCAUGCCGCCACAAAAUACUUAGUGAGUGGUUAACAAAAGAUUGUGCAAUUGCACGCAAAGAAAAAGCAACCAGACGACAUCAAUUCUUGUUAUUCAAUUCACAAGAUGCACAAAUCUCAUUUAACAUAUUCUGUCCAAUAUGCAAACAUGAGGCAAUCGAAGAAUUCCAAUGGAAAUAUAUACCCGCCUCAGAGAAAAAAGUCAUUUUUACUCAGUCGAAUCAAAUCUACUAUGAUAGUCACCUAACAAUCAUAAGUGAACUAUUACAGCCAGUUCAACAAGAAUCCAUGUAUAACCCAUGUUUCACUGGGCAUGGGAAACAUCUGGUUGCUAAAAAUGUUGGUCUGAGUAAGUACAUGGGAACGUAUGUGUGUACAUACAUGAAUGAUACUAAACACCCUUCCAACUUCAUAUGGCACCACCUAUACGGAAUGGGUACAUUCAAGAAAAACUCUAUAUCAGUAGCCAUCCCACAAAUCACUGGAUUCUACAAUCAGAUAAAGAGCAGGCGACAGAUAAAAGCCAUACAAAACCAUGUGCACGUUGCACUAAACAACAUCUCAGAAUUGAAUGACCGACAACUUUCAUUCAUCACUAUCACAUUCAAAGCAGAUCAUGACGAUGAUGUCAUACAACAUUGUGGAAAAAUUACAAUCAAUCAAUACAGACGCUGUUAUCUGAAGAUACCACGGGCUGAAUCCCUUACCGAAAUCAGUCAACGAAACAGCAGUGGCACCGACCACGCCGAAAAACUCAUCCACAUCAGUAAAAUUCUCAGAUCAUCACUGGGAUUCAUAACGCGACUGCAAGAUUAUGGGUCGAACAGUGCGCAACUAGCUGCCGCCACUAGCAGACGUCUUGGUUUCGACACAUACGAUGACAAUCAACACAUCUACGUACCUUGCGAAUAUGAACUACUACAGCAUGUAUCCAUGCCAAUAGACAACUUCCCACCACCUGGCAGGCAUGCAGUCAUCAAAUACGAAAUAUUGUGCGACCAAAUUCAUCCUAAAAACUUCACCACACUUCUUCAUCGAAAACGUCUCAUUAAUCAACCACUUAAGACCACAACUAUUGAAGAGUACCAUCACCUCAAAAUACAAAAUCUCAUCGUUGAAAAUCAGAAGGAUGUCGUGUUGAAAUGCAACACUAACAAAAUACAACGGCUGAAAUGCAAUCACACACACAUGGACACCAUAUGGAAGUCGUCAAAUAAUAUCACAUAUACACUGAGGACGGAGAAGAAUGAAUUAGCUUAUAUCACAUCUGAUUGUGAUUUGAAGUUCGAAGCAGUUAAGAAAAACGAUGCAGGCACCUACUACUGUCACACAAUACAUUCCACUUCUGCAGUUGGCGGAGGCUAUAACACAAGUUACAUUGGUUUAUGGUCUGGUAAACCGAUUAUUGUUUAUCGUCUACGCAUUCAAAGAAGAGCAUAUGAAAAGCCAUAUAAGAAUUAUAUGAAAACUGAUUUGGCAAUCUUAUCAUUGUGGUCAUUAGUGCUUACGAUCCUUUGUACAAUAUUUAGCUGUUAUAAACUGCAUGCACAAAAUUCUUCUUUAGAACUAGCUUUGCAUCGGAAACGUCAACAUGUUAACUUAGUUUGUUUACAGCCAUCUGCAAAAUAAUACUUUGUAUCUGUACAAUGAUUGCAGAUAAGACAUUGCUUGAAAAAAACUUCGCUAACGAAUGAAAACACGACUCGACAAACACAUUUGAUUUGAGCUACCUUAACUGACUGAGGUCCGAAACGCGAGCUGCCAAUACACACAUCGAUACAUGGAGUGGGAUUUGAAUUCAAGACUCUUAUGCACUGGAUCAUGGCUUAGGAUAUCAAGUUCAGAAAAUAAUAUUUAAUUUUUUCUACCGUGAUUUUUGUCCUCUCGGUGAGAAAAAGAUUGAGUUUAACGUCAUGUGCAAAAUACUAGCUUUUGCAUAUAAAUGGCACGUUUUUUAUUUUCAGAAAAAAAUAAAUUUUGCUACUAUCACUAUUCUCUUACUAACCAAAAUUAUUUGAUCAGUAAGUGACAUUAUUAGUAGAGAAAUUACUUGUCGUUCCCAGUUGCUACAGUUCAUGUCAACAUAUCUAGGCGGGAAUUAAAAACCAGAAAAAAACGAAAUGAAAAUAACCAUACCAGCAGUCAUUAAAAGAAAUCGAAGAGACUGCAAUUGAUCACAAUAAAUUCAGGUCGACGAGUCACUGAACACAGUAACUAGUGUUACUUAGCCCUAACU